AUGUAUAGGGUAGCAAAUGCAUCCCAGUAUUUAGUCAUCACCGGAUCCGGGAUCAACGACAUCAAAAUCGCAAAGAAAUCAUGGGUAUUUCCGGGCCAAUCCUGCUCCGUUUUCGACAUCUCUCCAGUGAACUACACGUUCGAAGUAAUGGCCAUGAGUGCCGAGAAACUCCCCUUCAUCCUCCCUGCUGUUUUCACUAUCGGGCCACGCUCCGACGACCAAGAGAGUCUCCACAAAUACGCCAAGCUCAUCUCCUCUCACGAUAAGGAGUCGAACCAUAUGAAUGAGCUCGUCAAGGGGGUCAUUGAGGGCGAGACGCGUGUCCUGGCUGCAUCUAUGACCAUGGAAGAGAUCUUUAAAGGAACCAAGGAGUUUAAGAAGGAGGUGUUUGGGAAGGUUCAGUUGGAACUGAAUCAGUUCGGGUUGUGGAUUUACAAUGCAAACGUUAAACAGUUGGUGGAUGUUCCUGGACACGAGUAUUUCUCGUAUUUAGGACAAAAGACACAGAUGGAAGCUGCGAAUCAGGCGAAAAUCGAUGUCUCUGAAGCCAAGAUGAAGGGUGAAAUAGGAGCGAAGCUUCGAGAAGGACAAACGCUGCAGAACGCGGCUAAGAUUGAUGCGGAAACAAGGAUCAUAUCGACGCAGAGGGAAGGUCAGGGACAGAAGGAAGAAAUAAAGGUGAAGACGGAGGUGAAGGUGUUUGAGAACGAAAGGGAGGCUGAGGUGGCAGAAGCAAAUGCUGAGCUGGCGAUGAAGAAGGCGAAGUGGGCCAAGGAUUCACAGGUGGCUGAGGUGGAGGCAAGGAAGGCCGUAGCGCUCAGGGAGGCGGAGCUGCAGAAGGAGGUUGAAAUCAUGAACGCGUUGACUCAGAAGGAGAAACUUAAGGCUGAGUUCUUGAGCAAGGCUAGUGUAGAGUAUGAAACCAAGGUACAAGAGGCGAAUUGGGAGCUAUACAGGAAACAAAAGGCUGCAGAAGCAAUUCUAUACGAGAAAGAAAAAGAAGCGGAGGCACAAAAGGCUACGGCUGAGGCUGCGCUCUACGCUCGUAAACAAGUUGCGGAUGGUGAACUGCCCAGGGGACCUACAUAA
Molecule: messenger RNA, 1089 nt
Organism: Helianthus annuus (common sunflower)
Lineage: Eukaryota; Viridiplantae; Streptophyta; Magnoliopsida; Asterales; Asteraceae
Product: flotillin-like protein 1
Exons: 3
Coding region: 1-1089 (362 amino acids)
Biological process (GO): protein localization to plasma membrane
Cellular component (GO): plasma membrane raft; plasma membrane
Source: RefSeq, a predicted model, not a curated record